AUGCAAGGGAGACGAGGCGCACGAGGCAGCGCGCAGCGGAAAGUUCGUCGGGUGGCGCAACUUUACGGCGGAACCUCGUCCGUCUCGAGGCGUCAUGUUGCUGUUGACAGCAAGAACCAGGUCGCCCCAGAAGAGGGCUCGGAGGCGGGUCCGAAUGACAGCGCAGGCCCGAACCCUCAGGCGGAAGCGGCCGCACACUUCAGACGUGCGCAUGUCCACUUCCUUCGGGAGCUCUCCGAGCGAAACAAGCGCCUCAAGCAAGACGCCCAUGCCAAGGCCCAGAAGAUGGCCAGCAAGUCGAGCCGCAUCCGCAACAAGGUGCUGGCACACUGCCGGGAGGUGCUGUCGUUCAAGGAGCCGGAAGCUGGCGCGCUUCCGGCGAUAGCGGGGCGCGUGUCGUCCGACCGCGCCCGGGGCCCUGACGCGGAUCACUCUCAGCCAGCGGGGGCGGUGGAGCUACCAAACCUGUCCAAGCCCUCGGAGACUGUGGGCGAGGACGAAGCGGCCACCACCAAACUCGCCCCGGUGGCCGGCCAGCCCGUCAAGAGCGCGUCCAUGGUCGCCUCGCGCGGGAAGGCCGAGGCGACCAAGGAGGGCGCGCUGAUGCGCAGGUCCACGGGGACUUGGACGCACAGCUGUGGCGGCAAGGUUCACACCGUCACCCACUCAAUAGGACUGCCCAACUCCGGGCUUGGCAGGCUGUCCGUCUACGCAGCCAGUCCGCGCAGUAAGAGGGUCGACGAGGGCUGUUUCCGUGCGGCAUUCAACUCGUGGCUGAAGAGCAAGCGCCUGCCUCAAAACUCCAUGGUGUUCUCCAUGGGCGGUUCGAACCACUCCAACGGCAUCAAAACGGCUCUGCUUGAGCGCGGCUGGGUCGAGAACACGGACCCCUGCAGCGCUUUCUACCACUUGUGCUGGUCCAUGAAGAGCUCCGCGAUCAACUACGACCACCUACAGCCGUUCCAGAUUGUCAAUCACUUCAAGGACGCUGGGACGAUCACCACCAAGGCCGGACUGAUCCACACCCUCCGAGACUCGUCUUGGUAUGCGUCAAAGCCAUCGUCAUCAUAUUUUCCGAGGGCGUACGACCUCUCCGACGAGUCGGACGCCGCAGCAUUCACGGUUGAUUUCCGCCUGACAGCGGCGGAGGGUUUGUUGAAAAGAGCCUGCGAGGAAGGGGUCGACGUCGUGGGCUGGGAGGCACUAGAGCUUUGCAAGGCAGUGGCGCAAGCCCGAAUCGACGAGCACAAGCACAUGAGGGAGGUGGAUUUCGAGGACAACCCCCCUGGGAUACCGGAUUUCACCCAAGCAGAGUGGGAGAUCAUCACGCGCCACCCUGCGCUGGCGGCGCCGCCGGGCAUGGCACCCAGGGUGAUCCCGCCGUGCACCUCUCUGCCCGGACCGGCUGGCAGGCUGCGGCUGGCGAAGGAUGUCGGCGAGCAGCUUUACAACAGGAUGCAGCGCACGAUGUCCGCCGCCCUCCAUCGCAUGGAGGAGGACCGGAACGCCGCUGCAGAGGCACUGCCGCCCGGGGACACCGCGAGGGUUCUGUCGGAGUACUGCAUGGAGACUGUGGCGACGGGCUGCUUCGGGAUGCUCGCGGAGCUCAAACGCAUCUUCCGCCAGACGGGCAUCAACGGCACGAACAACGUCUGGAUCGUCAAGCCCGCGGGCAAGAGCCGCGGUCGCGGCAUCAGGCUGUUCAACCGGAUGGAGGACCUGCUGGGGUACACCAAGGCGGAUCCCAAGGAGCAGAAAUGGGUCGCGCAGAAGUACAUCGAACGCCCGCUCACCGCACACCGACGGAAGUUCGACGUCCGGCAGUGGGUCCUCGUGCUGGACUGGAGCCCGAUGACCGUGUAUUUCUAUAACGCUUGCUAUGUGCGAUUUGCUGCGGCGGACUUCAGCCUGUCGAACCUGGACGUCUUCGCACACCUGUCGAACAACUGCAUCGUCAAAACGCACGCCAGCUACGGCGCGGGGGGGAGCAGCUCCGGGCGCGCCUGGCCCGCGAUACCUGCUCACGGGAUGUGGAGUGUUGCCACCAUGCAGCAGUUCCUGGCGGCGAACUUCCGGGAGGGCGACGUGUGGGACACGAAGGUGGUGCCGGCGAUGCGCGAAGCCGUGGUAGCCUCGCUGCGGUGCGCACAGCCGAACGUCCUUCCUCGGAAAGGGUCCUGCCAGCUGUUUGGCUACGACUUCAUGCUCGACGCAGACUGCAAUGUCUGGCUGAUCGAAAUCAACUCAAGUCCAACAAUGGAGGCGUCCACCCCCAUCACGGAGCUGCUCUGCCACAACGUCCAGCGGGACACUCUGAAAGUCGUCCUGCAAACGCCACGACCGACCCAGCCACAGACCAGCUCUGCGAAAUCCCCCUGCAAGAAAGCGUCCCGCAAGGCCGCCAAACAAGCUGCUGCCGUCACAACAGAUGCGCGAACUGGACCAGAUGUUUCGGACGGCUCGAGGUCGACACAGGACGCCGCAGAUCUGGUGCAUGAUGAUGUAGACGCGGCUACGGAUUCGGAGGGCGGUGCCUCGUCACGUGUUUCCGGCAGGUGCUCGUUGAGCGAGGACGAGGAUCAGGAAGAUCAUCGCGAGCGGCCGGGACCAGACGACACGUGCAGCCCGGAACACGACACAGGAGGCUGGGAGCUGCUGUACUCCGAGCCCGCGAUGCCCGCCGUCAGGUACGUCGGGCUGCAUAUAUCCGUCCUGGGCCGUCGGUUGAAGCACCCCAGGGGCGAGGCGAGCAAGCGGACCGCAAGUAUCGUGCUGUAA
Pedinophyceae sp. YPF-701 is the source of this 2778-nucleotide messenger RNA. NCBI's taxonomy places the organism in Eukaryota, Viridiplantae, Chlorophyta, Pedinophyceae. The record is from the annotation of a GenBank genome assembly.